Sipha flava (yellow sugarcane aphid) is the source of this 699-nucleotide messenger RNA. RefSeq lists its product as uncharacterized. The transcript is spliced from 2 exons. NCBI's taxonomy places the organism in Eukaryota, Metazoa, Arthropoda, Insecta, Hemiptera, Aphididae. Gene Ontology annotation, molecular function: protein dimerization activity. Bases 1 to 699 code for a protein of 232 amino acids. The record is from RefSeq and is a predicted model, not a curated record.
AUGACAUCACUUGAUAUUGCUUUCAUGACAGUACUAUGGAACAGAAUUUUAGAAAGAUUUGACAAAACUAGUGUUAAAUUACAAGAGAAGUCACUUGAUUUAUCAGUCGCUGUUAAGCUUUUAAAAUCUUUACGGGAGUAUAUUGGUUCAAUAAGGAACAAUUUCAAUGAUAUAGAAAAAGUGGCAUUAUCUCUUUCUAAAGUUAUUUCUAAAAAACUUGAACAAUAUAACGAUUUAGAUAGAAAGUUUGGGUUUCUUACUUAUUUUAAAUCUAUAACUGAGAAAGAAAUCGUAGAUAUGGCAAAAAAUCUUGGUAAAAUAUAUCCGGACGACCUUGAUUGUGACAUUUUUCCCGAAGAAAUGAUACAUUUUACCAAAUUAGUUGAUGAGCAAGAUGAAGAAGGAAAAAUUAAAAUGCCAUCAGCACUAAAAUGUCUUCAAAUUAUACACGAUAAUAAACUCAAUUCAGUGUUUCGUAAUGUGGAAGUAGCGUAUAGAUUGUAUUUAUGUCUUCCAGUUGCCAAUUGCAGCGCAGAAAGAGCAUUUUCAAAAUUGAAAAGAGUGAAGGACGAAUUGAGGUCUACCAUGAAAAAUCCACGCUUGAACGCUUUAUCAUUAAUGACCAUUGAGAGGUCUCUACUUAAAGAAAUAAAUACAGAUGAAAUAAUUGUGAAGUUUCAAAAAAAGAAAAGAAAAUAA